ACCACAACAUUUUGAUAUAUUUUGUGUAUAUUUAAUUUAAAAGCACAACAUUCAAGAGUUUUCUUUAUUUUGUUAAACUCGGGUCAAUUGGAACACCCUCUCUACCUCACGUUCGAGGUGGUGGGACUGACUGCAUACACUCUACCCUUCCCAGAUCCCACUUUGUAGGAAUACACUAGGGGUGUGCAAAAACCGAACCGACCGAUAAACCGAACCGAUAAAAAUGUUAUUGGGUUAUUGGUAUUGGAUUAUUGGGUUAACGGUUUUUUAUUGGUUUUAUAAAAAUUUUUAUUGGGUAAACGGUUCGGUUUCGGUUUUAGCUUAUUGGGUUAUCGGUUAUAAAUCUCUCUAUAUAUAGAGAGAGAUAGAUCGAUAUGUGUAUGCAUAUAUAUAUUAUAUGCACUACUUAUUCACAAUUCAGUGAUUCAUAAAGUAUUAACCUAUUCAGGGCAACAAAGGCACAAUAUAAAACUCGACUAUUAUCGUAAUGAAAAACUUAAAGCAUUUAUAGCUUCCAACAAUUAGGAUUUAAUUUUUUUCUAGCUAACAUUCAGUUCAAGUUUGAAGAUUCUUGUAAAUUAAAAUGCAUUGUGUAGGAUUUUGGCGGUAACUUAGAUUUCGGUUUUUUUAUGUUAGUUGUUACUAUUUCUAUUUUAUAAGUAUUUUCUUAUUGGUUAAAUCGAAAACCGAACCGUUAAGGACCAAAAAUCGAUAAACCGAAACCGAUAAGAAAAUAUCUUAUUAGUUGGUUAUUGGGUUUACAUAUUUAAAAAUCGAAAACCGAUAAACCGAACCAAUAACACAUAAAACCGAACCGAACCGACCGAUGCACACCCCUAGAAUACACGGGGUAUGUUGUUGUUCUGGUUGAAGUCAAAACCACACAAACAAAUUGAGGUGGAGGCAACAUUACCUAAUAGCUGCAGCCUUCCCAGCUAAUUGAUUUUGCUUAGGCAGCCUUCCCAGCUAAUUGAUUUUGCUUAGGCAUAUGGUUUUUAGUAAGUUUUUUGUAAGAUCAAAAUCAGUAUUAGAGCUUAUGGUUUUAAGAUGACAAGAUUGGUAAUUACACUCAAGGUGUGAUCUACUAGUCAAUAAUCUGGAUUAAAAAUAUGGAAGACUAUGCUUUGAAUGUUCAUCCGAGGUAAAAUAACACUAGAUGAUUUCUUUCGACCUGCCUAAGUCUUAGUAGGCAGAGUCAUCCAAUACCUAUGCUAAUUUUUGGUGAACGCUGUUAUUCAAUACCUGUGCUAAUUUUGGAGGAUAUGGUUAUCCAAUAUCUAUGCUGCUGGGUGGAUACAACAACAAACAACAAGAACAUACCCGGUAUAUUCCCACACAGUGGGGAUAUAUGCUGCUGGGAGCUAAGUUGCUCGAACUCUCCAAAAAUGUUGUCGCACCCGUGUCGGAUCCUUCAAUAAUACACUACUUUUGGAGGAUCCGACACACACCUGAAGACAUUUUUGAAGAGUUUGAGCAACUUAGGCUGGGAGGAUAUGCGUUAUUAAAAAAAGAAAAAGAAAAAGAAAAAAAAAGAAAGAAAGAUGAGGAGAAUAGGAAAUGUUAGGAGUCAGCAUCAAGAUUGGGCAAGGUGGCAGAAUUUGUUGGAAAAAGUCAGGAUUGACCUGCUUGACUUGGCUUAUCUAAGAAAAGGUCAGUAUUUCACACAAAAUAUGUUAAAUCAUGGGAAACAGCUCAUGCUCAUUUACUGAUGAAGUACCUGUGGUUAAUCUUAAGGCAACUUAAAAUUUCUAAUUUGGUGUUGACUCACGACUGUGAGUAUGUAAAAAAGUUCUUGUAACAAAAGGCAUUAGCCAAUGACUCAUUGCUAGUUGCUGAAUAGAAAUUUAUCAACAUUAUGGCUGGAGUUUGGGGUCCUAUGCUUCAGCUUCUAUGGACAUGUUGGAUACUGAUGUUCGUGCAUCUCAUGAGUUGCAGUGGUAAAUUAGUGGAAGAGGAAAAGAAGGCACUUUUAGAGCUGAGGGACUCCCUUAACUAUCCCAAUGGCUCUACUCUAAUCAAUGAAUGGGUUGAAGAAAACUAUUGUGCGUGGGCUGGAAUUUUCUGUGUCAGAGAUCUAAAUAAUGAUGCACGUGUUCUUGAUAUUAUUCUUACCAGUAAAAGGGAACUUGGACUUGGAAUAUGGUAUCCUGAUGCAACCUUAUUGACUCGUCUCACUCAUCUCCGGUCUCUCUAUGUAUCUGGCAAUGCUAUUGGCAACUGGAUCAUGCCAGAAGCAUUAUGCAAAUUGCGCGACCUGAAGGAGUUGGAUCUAAGUUUCAACCCUUUAAAUGGUGAUGCUCUGCCUCAUUUUCAAGUAUGUAGCCUUGCAUCUCUAGAACAGCUGCACCUAUCAGGGGUUUAUCCUAGUUUCCCUUUACCACUGCUCAGAGCAUUGUGCGGACUAAAGGAUAUACGGAAACUGGAUCUAAGCAACAAUAAUCUUACAGAUGAUAGUAUGCCACAUUGCCUGUUUGAUGAUCUUUCAUACCUUGAAAGCCUCGACUUGUCUGGGAAUAACCUCAAGAAUUCCCAUCACAUUCUAUCAGCGUUAUGUAGAUUGCGGAAUCUCAAAAGGUUGGAUCUGAGUGAUAAUUUUCUUGAUGAUGGAAGCAUACCGACCUGCCUCUUUGAAAAGCACUCGGUGCUUGAAAGUUUGGAUAUUUCACAUAACAAUAUCAGGGGUUCUCCUGAUUUCUUUUCAGGAAUCUGUAAACUUAGGAACCUGCAGGUGUUAAAUCUUCAGGAUAACCUUAUACAAGGUGUACUUGAUCCAUGCCUUGGUGGAAUGAGUUCUUUGGUUUCUUUAGAUCUUUCGUUCAAUCAUUUUGAGGGAAUCGUUUCUUCAUCCAUAUUCAGCAACCUGACUCUGCUUGUGACUCUUCGUCUUUCAGAUAAUAGGUUUGAUGGACUUCUCUUGUUUGCAUCAUUUGCUAACCUCUCCAAUCUUGAAGCCAUUGAUCUUACUAACAAUGAGUUUGAAGUUGACACUGAAACUCCAUCUUGGGUUCCAUCUUUUCAACUUGUGUCCCUUGACUUACGAAAUACCAGACUGAACCGGAACUAUGGCCAUGUAAUUCCAACGUUCAUUUCCAAACAACACAAGUUGAAAUCCCUGUCUUUGUCCUAUAAUUCCCUUCAAGGAAAUGUUCCCUCUUGGUUGUUGUAUAAUAAUACACUUCUUAUGUUGUCUUUGAGAAGCAACCGUUUGUAUGGUGGAAUUCCUGUGGCUUCUCAGUUUCAAGCAUCAAGUCUUCUGAUGCUUGAUGUAUCAGAUAAUUUCUUAGGUAGUACAAUUCCCAUUAACGUGCUCGAAUCAUUUCCAAACUUACUCUAUCUUAACCUGUCAAAUAACGCCCUCGGAGGCACCCUUGCUUCAUCUUUUGACAAUCUGCUUAAGUUAGAGGUGCUGGACCUUUCUGACAACUUCUUACUGGGAAAACUUCCUCCAACUUUAAGACAGAAUAACACUUCAUUGGCACAUUUAGUUCUUUCAAACAACAACUUUCACGGGGAGGUUAUGCCCGUAUUUUCAAAUAUGUCAAAUCUUGCCUACUUGCAUCUUCAAAAUGAUGGAUUUAUUGGAGUCCUCCCUGCUUCUAUGUUCAACCUUCCUGUUCUGAAGGUCGUGGACUUCAGCAGAAACAAUUUGUCAGGCAAUAUUCCAGAUUAUUUUCCUCUUUUUCCACAUCUGGCCAUACUGAUAGUGGCAAGAAACCGAUUUCAUGGGAUUAUUCCAGUGUCUGUGUGCCAUAUGCAAAAGCUUCAUAUUUUGGACAUGUCUGCAAAUUUACUCUCUGGGGUUUUACCUUCUUGCCUCAGUAACAUAACCGCGUGGCUGAAGGAAUCUGAAGUUGUACUGCCAGCCUUUAUGUGGUUAUCUCCAACAUAUACUAACUAUAGAGUCAAAGUUCCUUUAACAACCAAGGGCAAUGCACUUUCUUAUGAAGGCAUUCCUCUUUCGCAGAUCACCAUUCUUGAUCUAUCCAUGAACCGUUUUACCAAUGAAAUUCCAUCACAACUAGGAGAACUUGCAGCCCUCCAUUCAUUAAACCUCUCGAGCAACAUCCUCUCUGGCCAUAUUCCAGACUCUUUCAUGAACUUAAAGAAGCUCGAGAGUUUGGAUCUUUCUUAUAACCGUCUAAUAGGAAAAAUCCCUCCCCAGAUGACUCAACUCGAUUCCCUUUCAACUAUAAAUUUGUCUUUCAAUCAUCUAUCAGGAAGAAUCCCGUUUGAAAACAAAUUUGUGACCUUUGAAGCAUCAAGUUAUAGAGGUAACAAGGAACUCUGUGGACCACCAUUGGAAAAUGAUUGCAUGCUCUUGAGCCCGCCUCAGCAGCAUGAUGAAGAAGAAGAGGAAGACGAGAGGCAAGGUAUUGGUGAGAGUGACUUCUUUUUCUUCUCAUGCGUUGCUGUUGCUUAUGUUGUGGGAUUUUGGAGUGUCAUUGGUCCUCUUCUGCUUAGUAGAAACUGGCGCAGGACAUAUUAUGCUAAAGUCGAUAGCUGCAUUGAAAUUUGCAUGGAGAAACUUCAUCUUUCCUAGUUCUCCAUGAAUAAUUUUAUGUUACUUUUGAUCUUUUAGGGGCCGUUUGGUAGGGUUUAUGAAAAACAUUGUUGAAUAGAGUGUAUUAGUAAUGCUGACACUAUUUCGCAUCCAUUAUUAAUUUGGCAUAUUUCUACUUUCAACUUGCUUUGAUGAACAUGUUGGAUAGUUGCAGACUUGCAGUGUUCAGUCAUAGAGUUAACAAGAUAGAUUUAUGAAAAUUGGUUAAGAUGAACAAAUUUUGAUUUUCAGUAAACUCAGUAUUGACUAAUUACUAUCAAAAGUAUAAUAAAAAAAAUUAAAAGGACCCACCCUAUUUUAAAAAAAGAUAAGUGUUGGCUUAGUUUUAAAAAUUAUUAGGACAUGAAUUAUUAUAGUAUUAAUUUAUGAGGAGUUUUUGGAGAUGAGCAGUUGAAAACGUCUUCCCCAAGUUUGAGUCUUGACCAAGUACCUUAUCUCCAUUUUGACAAAGAGGAAAAAGUUUUUUUAUAAGUAACUUAUUUUCUACUGUUUUGGUUUGCCACAAAUAUUUUAUAGGAGAAUUAUUUUUCACCAAAAGUGAAAUUGAGGAAAAUUAUUUUUCUAAACAUUAUCUUUAAGGAGAUUUAGAGUGACUGGUAAAUUCUAUAAUAGAACUUGUGCUCUUCGGUCCUUUCUUGAAACUAAAGUCUUGACACUGACUUUAGUUCAUCGGGUUAUCUUUUUUUAAAAAAAACAAAAACAAAAACUUCUUCAAGAUACUAUUCGGUUCAUUACUAUCGGACUAUCACUUUUCUUGUGAAACUUAUAUUCCAAAAAAUAAUUUUAACUCACCGACCAAACACCGAAAGACAAUUGAACGAAAAUAUUUUCAGAAAAUGACUAUCGUCAUACCAAACACACCAUAAGCUUCACCCCAUUAAGAUGACAGGUGUCACUAUUCACUCAAGACCUCCCUUGAACCGAGGGUACAAUUCUCUCUGAGAUAGGGGUAAGAUUUGCAUAUAUUUACCUUUUUCAUAUCCACUCUGUGAAUUAUACUAGGUAUAUUAUUAUUAUUGUUGGAUCAGGGGAGGUGAAGAUAAUUGAAAAAAAUAAAUAGAGAAUCUUACAACCUUCAUCAUGGUGUUGACGAAUUAUUUAACUUGCUUGACACUUCUCUCAAUUUGCUAUAAAUUGCCUCUUGUCCACCCUCUUCUGAUCCAAACUGAUCCAAUUCCUCCAAAUAACAAACAAGAAAGAAGCGCAAGAGAAAAGAAAACUUAUUCUUCUUAGCGGCUUUUUCAACCUAUCCGAGGUAAGAAAGUAAAGCAACCAAGAGCCUUUUUUUUACCCAAAUGGAGUUAAAAGUACAAGAAUCCAGGAUACUUAACAACAUGAACGAAGCACUGUGUUGCUUCAUGAUUCUAGCAGUGAUACUAAAUACCAUGAGUUUGGUUCCUGAGAAGACAAAGCUAGUACUAAGAGAUGAAGCCGAAAGUGAGCUACUUUCAUGGCUGUCCGGAAGCGUUGUUACCUUAACGAUCAAGUAUCUGAAUUUCUGCAUUGCUAAGAUGUUGCAAUUCAGAUACCUCGCGCCAUUGCAAACUGCACCUUCUACUAUUAUGUCACUGGUUUUCUGGGUUGCGUUAACUCGAUCAGUCUCUGCACUGUAUUCUUGAAUCUUUGGCUUUGGACCUUCUAAAUCCUCCUCUACACAUUAGUCCUACCGAAAAUGAAAAUCUCAAGCCAUUUCUGCCGGACCACAAGGGUCUAUUGUAUGCAGCCUGUACUUCCGCAAGAGGCUGUUUCCGCGGCUUGAACCCAUAAGGUCACAUGGUGCUCCCUUUCAAAAGCAUCAAACUCUAUGUGUAAUAUGUAUAUGUUUUGAGAAUAAGUAUAAUGGAAGAAAUGUUUUCAUGC
Molecule: messenger RNA, 6421 nt
Organism: Capsicum annuum
Lineage: Eukaryota; Viridiplantae; Streptophyta; Magnoliopsida; Solanales; Solanaceae
Product: receptor-like protein 56
Exons: 5
Coding region: 1856-4540 (894 amino acids)
Molecular function (GO): protein binding
Source: RefSeq, a predicted model, not a curated record